Messenger RNA from Eleginops maclovinus (Patagonian blennie), 7420 nucleotides. RefSeq names its product sperm associated antigen 9b (gene spag9b). The coding region runs from base 548 to 4600 and encodes 1350 amino acids. Gene Ontology annotation, molecular function: kinesin binding; signaling receptor complex adaptor activity; JUN kinase binding. Gene Ontology annotation, biological process: vesicle-mediated transport. Gene Ontology annotation, cellular component: cytoplasm. The record is from RefSeq and is a predicted model, not a curated record. NCBI's taxonomy places the organism in Eukaryota, Metazoa, Chordata, Actinopteri, Perciformes, Eleginopidae. The transcript is spliced from 29 exons.
AUCUGGUAGUGUUCAUUUAUGACUUGCACUAAUUUGCUACAUUGUAUUACUGUAGUUGUUCAACACUUUUACAACAUUGGAGUGCUUAUGCUGUCUUGGUAUGCACUUUUGGCUUUUGCAGAAUUGCACACCCAGAUCACUGUUUAUCUGGUAAAAACUUAGAAAUUACAACCUGACAUUGUAUUUGCAAUAGUCAUAUUUAUUACUUUCAUAUUUCGCUUAAAUUCGUCCAUCUCAAUUUUUCCGACAGCACGUGAAGGCAGCAGCAGGAGCUCAUCUGUUGGACAGGGAAACUAAUCAGGAGCCAAGUGAAUACUUUUCAGUGCUGCUAGCUCCCAGCCUAGCAAGCUAUUAAAGUCAGCCGUCCAGACGAAUAAGGAGUACAGACUUUGUUUAUAAAGUACAGUGUCUCUUCUGUACAGUACACAACACUCAACUAUGUUUUAGAAACACCGUUUUGUUGCGCUAAAGUAGCAAGACGGACAGCCUCUGGCCAGCUUUCGGCUAGCUCAUUAACGUUAGCUGGGAAAGAAGUGGAGGCAAGAAAAUGGAGCUAGACGACGUAGUCCUGUAUCAGGACGACUCGGGGAACUCCACCAUGAUGUCCGAGCGGGUCUCAGGUCUGGCCAGUUCGAUAUACCGAGAGUUCGAACGGCUUAUCGAGAGAUACGGGGAGGACGUAGUGAAAGAGCUGAUGCCGCUGGUGGUCGCCGUGCUGGAGAACUUGGACUCUGUGUUCGCUGUCAACCAGGAGCACGAAGUGGAGCUGGAGCUGUUGAAGGAGGACAACGAGCAACUUGUCACCCAGUAUGAGCGAGAGAAGGCGCUGAGAAAACACACAGAGGAGCGGUACAUCGCCUUAGAAGACUCCCAGGACGGAGAGAAGAAAGAUCUCCAGAGUCGGCUGGUGAUGCUGGAGUCACACUCGCGUCAGCUCGAGCGAAAAACAAAAAACUAUGCAGAUCAGAUUAUCAGGUAUGACGAGAGAGAAGCAGAGCUCAAGAAGGAGUACAACACGCUUCAUCAGAGACACACUGAGAUGAUCCACAGCUACAUGGAGCACCUCGAGCGAACCAAACACCAGCAUGCAGCCGCACAGGCAGAGCCCUCGGACACAGGGACAUCAGCUAGAACACGAAAGGAGCGUCCCAUCUCCAUGGGCAUAUUCCAACUUCCCGGAACUGAUGGUGUGACCCCUGAUCUACACAAGGAACCUGUUGAAACCCCCUCAGAACCAUGGAGAUUCAACAACCUGAGCCAUCCGCAGUCUAACACCAGCCUCCAGGAUGAAUUGGCCGGUUCCAGCUCCAAGUCCCGUACUCCAACCAACCAGGGAGGUGUCUCCAAAACUGGAAUUUCCUCACAAAGUGAAGGGUCUCAGGGUGGUGCCUCUAAAUCAAACACAUCUUCACUCAGUGCUAACUCUCAGUCUAACACACAAAAGUCUCCUCAUGAUGGAGUGUCUAGCGGAAUGAGUCCCGUGUCCUCUGGCACACCCCUGUCCCCUGCUGCUUCCAAUGUUUCCAUGGAGUCAAAUGAAGUUUCAGAUAGGCUCAACAAGAACCUGGACAGGAGCAGAGGAAAACCAGAGAGCAGUAAGAACAUUGCAGCUGUGCAGGAAGGACAGCAGGGCCAGCCUGGGCAAGAUGCCUCCACCCCCCUCAAAGGUGAUGAUGGAGCAGAGAACCUGGAGAAAUCUGAGGUGCAGGCCAUCAUAGAGUCCACUCCAGAGCUGGACAUGGGCCUCGAAGGCUGCAUAGGAACCAGCACACCAUCUAAAGGUGGGAUAGAGAACCUGGUGUUUGACCGCAACACGGACUCUCUGUUUGAGGAGCUGUCGUCUGCAGGGAACGACCUGAUCGCUGACAUGGAUGAAGGAGCCGACCUGCUGGGUAUGGGUCGGGAAGUGGAACAUCUUAUCCAUGAGAACACACAGCUGCUGGAGACCAAAAAUGCUCUGAACGUGGCGAAAAAUGACCUCAUAGCACAGAUGGAUGAGCUGACCUGUGAGAAGGAGGUUCUGCGGGGGGAGCUGGAGGCUGUCACUCAGGCCAAGACCAAACUGGAGAACAAGAACAAAGAAUUAGAAGAGGAAAUCAAGAAGAUUCGGGCAGAGCUUGAGGAGUCCAAACAGAAGGUCAAGAAUGACAAUGAGGAUGACCAGAGCGAUGUGCCUACCGCCCAGAGGAAGCGCUUCACCAGGGUGGAGAUGGCCAGAGUCCUGAUGGAGAGGAACCAGUACAAGGAGAGGCUGAUGGAGCUGCAGGAGGCUGUCAGGUGGACCGAGAUGAUCCGGGCUUCAAAGGAGAACCCCGCUCUUCCAGAGAAGAAGAAAUCCAGCCUCUGGCAGUUUUUCAGCCGUUUGUUCAGCUCAUCGGGCGCAGCGGCCAAGAAGCCGGCGUCCGAGGCCCCGGUGAAUGUCAAGUACAACGCACCCACCUCUCAGAUUCAGCCGUCAGUUAAGAAGAGGAGCACCACCCUGCAGCAGCUCCCCAGUGACAAGAGCAAAGCCUUUGAUUUCCUCAAUGAGGAAGUGGCAGCGGAUAACGUGGUGUCCCGGCGGGAGCAGAAGCGGGCUCAGUACCAGCAGGUGAAAGCUCACGUUCAGAAGGAGGACGGCAGAGUGCAGGCCUAUGGCUGGAGUCUGCCCAAGAAGUACAAAGCCAACGGUGGUCAGGUAGAGAGUAAGAUGAAGAAUCUACCUGUUCCUGUCUUCCUCAGACCAGUGGACGAGAAAGAUGCUUCUAUGAAGCUGUGGUGUGCUGCUGGGGUGAACCUCUCCGGAGGUAAAACCAGGGACGGAGGCUCCAUCGUAGGAGCCAGCGUCUUCUACAGCGACUUGUCUGGACCAGAGAGCCCUGAGAGGAGAAAAGGAUCCCAGAGCAGCCUGGAUAAACUGGAUCAAGAACUCGAGGAUCAGCAGAAGGAGCUGCGGCAGAACGAUGAGAUGUCGUCGCUGGUUUGGAUCUGCACCAGCACGGAGUCCACCACCAAAGUCGUUGUCAUCGACGCCAACCAGGCUGGAAACAUCCUGGAGAGCUUCUUCGUGUGUGACUCCCACGUCCUCUGCAUCGCCAGCGUUCCAGGUGCAAGAGAGACUGACUACCCGGCUGGUGAGGAAGUAGCUCCAAACUCUGAAACAGAAGCAGUGGCAAACGUCUGCUCACAAUCAACGGAGAGCAGCUCAGCGGGGGGAGACGACGUGCUCGGAGGCAUCACUGUGGUGGGCUGUGAGGUGGAGGGAGUGACAGCGGUUCCUCAGACAGCAGGCAGUCCAGGAGAGGACGGAGAAACCGAAUCCAGAUCCGCAGAGGAAGCCACAGAGGCGACCGAGGCCAGUGCAGGACCUGCAGACCAAAGAACAAGCCUGCGGGGAGCGUACACUGAACACGUGUUCACCGACCCUCUGGGGGCCCAGCACACAGCAGAGGCUCCAGCCAACUACACUCAGAGGUACACAAUGGAGAGUGAUCUGCUGAAAGACGGCGUGAGUUCAAACCCCAACGCGGAGGAGCAGGACCUGAUGAGGGAGGAGGCUCAGAAAAUGAGCAGCGUGCUCCCCACUAUGUGGCUGGGGGCUCAGAAUGGAUGUGUUUACGUCCACUCCUCUGUGGCUCAGUGGAAAAAGUGUCUCCACUCAAUAAAGCUGAAGGACUCUGUGCUCGGCAUAGUGCACGUGAAGGGGCGUGUACUGGUGGGUCUCUCUGAUGGCACUUUAGCCAUUUUCCACAGAGGAGUAGAUGGGCAGUGGGAUCUGACCAACUACCAUCUGUUAGACCUGGGGAGACCCCACCACUCAAUCCGCUGCAUGACUGUAGUGCAUGACAAGGUGUGGUGCGGCUACAGGAACAAGAUCCAUGUGGUGCAGCCCAAAGCCAUGAAGAUAGAGAAAUCCUUUGAUGCCCACCCCCGUAAGGACAGCCAGGUGCGUCAGCUGGCCUGGGACGGGGACGGUAUCUGGGUGUCCAUCAGACUGGACUCCACCCUCAGGCUGUUCCAUGCUCACACCUUCCAGCACCUUCAGGACGUGGACAUCGAGCCCUACGUCAGCAAGAUGCUGGGCACGGGGAAACUAGGCUUCUCAUUCGUCAGGAUCACCGCUCUCAUGGUGUCCUCUAACCGUCUAUGGAUCGGCACCGGAAACGGAGUCAUCAUCUCCAUCCCUCUGACAGACUCAGGCAACAAGGCGACUAAGGCAGUAGGGAGCAAUCCAGGAGGUGUAGUGUACAGCGACGACAGCGGAGACAAGGUGACGGCCGGGACGUUUGUUCCGUACUGCUCCAUGGCUCAGGCUCAGCUCUGUUUCCAUGGUCACAGAGAUGCUGUCAAGUUCUUCACCGCUGUCCCAGGUCAUGCAGAUCCAUCUGCUUCCUGUGGAGGGGAGGCAGCGGGGGAUAAGACGACAGAUGCCGCGGCUCAGGAAGGAACCAAGUCCAUGUUGGUGAUGAGCGGAGGAGAGGGCUACAUCGACUUCAGGAUGGGUGAUGAGGAUGGGGAGGGGGAGGAGGCGGAGCAGCCCCCCAUGAAGCUGCACCCCUCCCAGGCUAAAGCCGAGCGCAGCCACCUCAUCGUGUGGCAGAUCCUGGACAACGAGGACUGACCUCUGACCCCUGAUGCUUGAUUUGCCUUUUCUCUCAAACUCGCUGCCAUGAAGGAGUUCAGGGGGACGGACCCCCCUCCCCCCUCCUGUGACACGAGUUUAAUCAGCACUUUUUCUUCCUGAACAAUAAGAGUGAAACACGUAGAGACUGCUCUGAGAGCUGCUCAGUGAUCGAACUGCAUGUUAUUGUUUUAACCAUGAUUUUCUCCUUUUAAUCUAAUAUUAUAUACAUUUGAAUCUGUAAUAAUGCCUCUUCGAAUAUCAUUUGAGGUAAAGCUGUAUUUGGAUACAGAACUUUUUGUUUUUUAUUUGCUCCUCAAAUACAAUGAUUCUGUCCCCCGCCUUACACUUCCAGGUUUCCUUCCCUCAGUUCAGUUUGUGUGCGCUCAUGAUGGAGUCUUCUAAAUCAAGAUGCUAAAUCAGUUACAAACAUUACAAAAAUCACCUGUUAGCACCUCACCUCUUGUGCUCUUGAAUAACACGAGAAGGAAGCAAUCAUGUGAGGGAGCAAAUCAUUAGAGAUUCUUCAUGAAUCCAUAACCCUGUUUUAUGUUUUUAAUCCUUUGAGAACUUGGCUUUUGAUUGUAUGCAAGACAAAGUGGAUUUAUUGCCACAUGUUUCUAGGUCAGGGUUUGUUUUAGUCGGCAACACAUCAGCUUUAAGUAUAUAUUUGAGAAGAACAUGGCCUUAUAUUUAUCUUAAUAUUCAUAAAGUAACAGUGGUAGACCCAGUUCAAUCCACCAUUACAUUCCAGUCACAGAGCAAAGCCUCAGAUGUUCUGAAAAGUCAACCAGCAAUGUUUGAUAAAACCCAGAGGGUUGCAAUAACCAGUACCUUUGUUCUUUAAAUAUUCCCAGAAUCCCUUAACGACUCUUCAAGCCAUCUGAACAAAUCUCCAUCUGCUGCAAUAUAAAAAUAACUCUUAACCAAUAAAAUACCUCUUUUUCUUGCUAUGCUGGCAGCAUCAUGGUUCCAUGGAUGGCUUUGCUAAGGCUUAAUACCUAAACAACUGUUAGAUGGAUUGUCUUGGAAUUUAGUGCUGAAAGUCAUGCCCCCCCUCAGGGUGAGUUGCAAUAACUUUGGUGAUCCUGACCCACCAUAAGUUCCACAUUUUAUUCAUCCAAUACUUUGGUUUAUGGCAAAAUACCUGCAAAACCUCAGUGAAGCUUUAUUUGUCGUGCUAUUUAACGUAGUAAAUAAGUAUCAGCUAAACUACGACACAAACAUCGGCUAACAUUAGCAUCGUCAGUGUUAGCAUGCUGACGUUAGCCUUUAGCUCAUAGCACCACUGUGCCUGAGAGCUGCUAGCAUUUCUUUACACACAAAUAUGAAAUAUUUUUCAGGAAAUCUCAUUCUAAGCUCUGUGACUUGAGUGUAAUGGUGAUAUUUUAGAGGUACAAACUAGAGGCCAAGUAACUAACUGAGUGCGACUGUCUUGGUUGAUAUGCUUAAACAUUUGUAGACCCCAGAUUUGUACUUUAUCCAGUAUUACAUGAGGAUGCGGUCAGUCCUAUGCUCUCAGUUUAACCACCAGCUCCAGCUAGUAGACACUUUAAUAAUAUUCCUUAGGUAUCAAGAGUUUAAAGUAACCAAGCUUUUCAAGUGUGAUAAAGUAUUUAUUUUUUCUUGAAAGAAUGUUGCGCUUGCUACCAAAGGAAAUUAAAGAUGGAUAGUUUGCUGAAACAGUCUAACAUUGAGCAGUUGAGUCUGCCUCCAUGUAGAUAGCAUUUUGUAACAGGAAUCCUGGUGAACAGAUAAGAUAUAUUUUUAGACUUUCAUAAGGGGAAAUUGAUAUUUUCAGGGUGUGAACAAUGAGAAUGUGCUGGAUCUGAGAGGAUCAAAGAAGCAGCCACACUAAGGAUUACAUAACCCGCCUUCUAAUCCUUAUUUCCACAUGUAGAGGUCAGAACUUUUAUUUAUUUUCUUCUUUGCCCCCUUUUGUGCAACUAUAUGAUAAUCUGACAUUCUUAGCAAGAUCCGAAACAGAUGAUUUAUCUCUUUUAAUGAAUUUUUUUUAGAAAGUUUGUGUUCUAGACUGUCUUCUUCUUGAAAACAGUGCACAAAAUGUCUGUUUGGUUGUCAUAUAAAACUGUAUCUCUGGCCUCAGUACCAGUGCACUGGUAUGUAUUGUCCUCUUUGUAUUGAACAGUAUCGUGUGUGUGUGUGUGUGUGUGUGUGUGUGUGUGUGUGUGUGUGUGUGUGUGUGUGUGUGUGUGUGUGUGUGUGUGUGUGUGUGUGUGUGUGUGUGUGUGUGUGUGUGUGUGUGUGUGUGUGUGUGUGUGUGUGUGUGUGUGUGUGUGUGUGUGUGUGUGUGUGUGUGUGUGUGUGUGUGUGUGUGUGUGUGUGUGUGUGUGUGUGUGUGUUUUAGCCAUUUCAGUAUUUAUUUACAAUGAUUGAGCCUUUGCAAUUCCGAAUGUAUCUUUGUACAUUGAAUAUGAAUAUAUAUUAUGGUAUAUGUAUGAAACAUUGAAAUGGCUUGGAUGCUGUUCAAAUGAAUAUGUUUUGUUCGGGGAAACCCUACUCAGCUAUGCACUAUGUCUGUGGGGGGGUUUGCUUCAGGCCUGUUUUGUAUGUUAUAGUAAAAAACCCUGCAGCCUGUCCACAGAAACAAUCAGCUUUCAACUAAUGCAGGAAAUAAACUGAAGUCCAUGAGCGAGAAGCUUCAUCCCACCUCGGCAUGAUGGAUCAGGUCGGCCAUCCGUCUCUCCUGUGUGUCGCUAACAUGGAGGACACUUUCCCUUCCAUGUUAGCUGACACUCAAUCUUCUACAGCAUAUCUAGCCUUAUUUUUAACAGUCAAUAAAAGCAGUUUUUGUGGGCA